UACAUUCCUCUUCUUGUGUAAUAUUCCACCAUGGAUCAUCGUAUUCUGUCACUCUGUCUUUUUCCCGGGGAAAGCCAAGAAGAAAAGUUAGAAAAUAAAAUCCCCCGACGAGGAGGAGAGAGAAGCAUGAGUGGUCGCAUCGUUUUUAACACUCGAGCCGACACCCAUUUUAGUCCAUAAAGUUAGAUGUUUUCGAUGCUCUGUUCUCGCCAUCUCCACUUCCCACUCCUAUCUGCUGACCAACUCCUCACACUCUCUCGCCCUUUCUUUCUCAAAUCUGUUAAUCCCGAAGCAGAGUAAUCAAUAGUUUCAGACCAAUAAGUUGAAGAAGAACGGGGGCCAAUGGAUCCGUGUCCCUUUGUGCGGCUUAUGGUUGAAUCGCUGGCUCUGAAGCUUCCAUCGGCAACCAAACCCACACCCGGGUCGGGUGUUCACCCAUCCGCCACUCCCUGCUUCUGCAAAAUCCGGAUAAGUUAUUUUCCGUCUCAGACUGCUCUGCUCCGUCUCUGUUCUUCAGCCAGUGACUCUGCGCCGGAAUCCACCACCUCUGCCGCCGGUUUCCACCUGGACUACGACUCUCUCCGUCGUUUUUCUGGCAAGCCCGUCAGCCUUCGUAUUUCCGUCUACACCGGCCGGAUGGGUCACACCUGCGGCGUGAGCGGCUCCAAGUUACUUGGUCGUGUUUUUGUGAGCAUUGACUUAACCGAUGCUCUGUCUCGCCCCCAUACCUUCCACAAUGGGUGGCUCCAGCUGGGGAAGAACGAACCGUUCAAGCCAUCGGCCCAGCUCCACCUGGUGGUCCGGUCUGAACCCGACCCACGCUUCGUGUUCCAGUUCGGCGGCGAACCAGAGUGCAGCCCCGUGGUUUUCCAGAUUCAGGGGAACAUCAGGCAACCCGUUUUCAGUUGCAAGUUCAGUGCGGAUCGAAAUUCCAGAUCACGGUCGGUUCCGUCAGAUUUUACCAACAAUGCAAGCAAGUGGAGAAGGACAUUCACAGGUGAUAGAGAUCGGCACGGGAGAGAGAGGAAAGGUUGGAUGAUAAUAAUACACGAUCUGUCCGGCUCUCCGGUGGCCGCGGCCUCCAUGAUCACCCCCUUCGUCCCUUCACCCGGGUCGGACCGCGUGUCCCGGUCCAACCCCGGAGCCUGGCUUAUUCUCCGACCCAACGGCGCCUCCGUGAGCAGCUGGAAACCGUGGGGCCGCCUGGAGGCUUGGCGUGAAAGAGGUCCCACGGAUGGGUUGGGAUACAAGUUCGAGCUGGUCACCGAGAACGGACCUGCGAGCGGGAUUCCCCUAGCUGAAGCUACGAUGAACAUGAAAAAGGGUGGUCGGUUCUGCAUUGAUUAUAGGGCGAUGAAGGAUUCUGGGUUGGGUUCGAGGCUGGCCGGAAAAGGGUUCGUGAUGGGUUCGACGGUGGAGGGUGAAGGCAAAGUGAGCAAACCUAUUGUACAGGUGGGAGCACAGCACGUGACGUGCAUGCCUGAUGCCGCUCUCUUCAUCGCCCUCUCCGCCGCCAUUGAUCUCAGCAUGGAUGCCUGCAGGCUUUUCUCCCAUAAACUCCGGAAGGAGCUUUGCCACGUCGAUCAUGAUUCCUUUCCGUGACCUUAUGUAUCUGUUGAUUAAUCAAUCACCACCAAUCCAUCAGUUUUAAUUUCCUUCUCAUUCUUUCCGCGCGCUGAUUUUGUCUCUCGUAUUUAUAUAUAUCUUGAACAUUCUUUCUUUCUUUCAUUUUUGCCUUCAUAUGAUCCUGGGAGUGGACUUUCUUUCGGUUCGCCUGGGUUAUAUAUGAAGGUUGGUUUCUAGUUAUGGCUCUGCGAAUUUGCUUCUUCGUCCAAGAGUCACAAAAGUGUUGCUGCCUUGCUGGUUUUUAUUUUUAUCAUGGUGCGUACCUGUAAAGCUUGCCUGCGGGUGGGUUUUUCUCAGUAGCGGGCUCGCAGAGUAGGAGAGUGAUUUCACUGCAUUGUUUGAUGCUCGGAUGUAUAAAUCUAAACACAAUAUUUGAACUGUACAGACAGAUUCAAUGCAAAUGUUCAUUUAUAUAUAUAUAUAUAUAUAU
This is a messenger RNA of Prosopis cineraria, 2056 nucleotides long. RefSeq lists its product as uncharacterized. Lineage: Eukaryota; Viridiplantae; Streptophyta; Magnoliopsida; Fabales; Fabaceae. The record is from RefSeq and is a predicted model, not a curated record. The transcript has 2 exons. Bases 343 to 1602 code for a protein of 419 amino acids.